Scomber scombrus (Atlantic mackerel) is the source of this 3414-nucleotide messenger RNA. It is a transcript of the gene gramd1c, whose product is annotated as GRAM domain containing 1c. Bases 1 to 1905 code for a protein of 634 amino acids. NCBI's taxonomy places the organism in Eukaryota, Metazoa, Chordata, Actinopteri, Scombriformes, Scombridae. Gene Ontology annotation, biological process: intracellular sterol transport. The transcript has 16 exons. Gene Ontology annotation, molecular function: sterol transfer activity; sterol binding. Gene Ontology annotation, cellular component: plasma membrane; endoplasmic reticulum-plasma membrane contact site; endoplasmic reticulum membrane. The record is from RefSeq and is a predicted model, not a curated record.
AUGGACCAGGCAUCCAACCGGUCAGGAGUGGGCAGUGAUGAUAUUAUAGAUGAAAUCACAUCCUUGGCAGAAGGCAGGUGGAGCUCUGCUGUUGAAGAUGAUAAUGAUGAUGAUGAUGAGAGCUCUGAUCCUCAGGGACUGUGUCUUGCUGCACCGCAGCCUGCUGGGACUACCUACAAACAGAAAUGUGAAGAGUUUAAGAAGUUGUUCAAAGAGCUGCCGGAGUCAGAGAGACUCAUACUAGACUACCCAUGUGCCCUCCAGCGAGACAUCCUCCUUCAGGGACGCCUCUACCUCUCCGAGAACUGGCUGUGUUUCUACAGUUAUGUGUUUCGGGGUACGAAGUUCUUCUUCACCUCCUUCUCAGCAAGAGAGAAAAGCUAUCAGGGCGUUUUCCGCAUGUGGCAAAACACACUCCUGGACAAGCCUCUGACCAGUUUGGAGUUGUGGCAGAUGGUUAAACAGCAUUAUGGGAAUGAACUGGGCCUGAGUCAUGAAGAGAUGGAGAGCUUACAGGUAGCAACAGAAUCAAGCACGCAGACCAGCCUGACCAUGAGGCCUGGUGGUGAUGACGGCCUGGGCAGGCUGGAGCGACCCCCUUCUCUACGCCUUCCUAGCAUGGAGCAGGGAACCCUAGAAGCCUCCACACCUCAAAGGGAGGAUUUGCCAAGCCCUAUGGGGUCACAGAACUCACCUAACGUGGAUGACUCACGCAACACCCUGUCUCAACGCCGCAGUCCUGCCCCCUCGCUAGAUCGCCUCGCCCUAGAUAGGGUGUCCAAGCGUUCCUCUCUUUCUCUUGACCUCAACGCUAACGAGAAUGGUGUGUCUGAGCAGAGCGGUUCGGAGAGCAAUGAGGACGUGGAGGAGCGAGUGGGUCUGCCCCAGGUGCAGGGGCGCCUUUAUCUAAACAGAGUCUUCAACUUCAGCGCCAACAAAAUGUUUGAUUUGCUCUUCACCGACUCCAGCUUCGUCCGCAGGUUCCAAAGCAUCAGAAAGAUGACAAACGCCAGCUCUACCGCUUGGCAAAAAGACGACUCUGGAAACAUGAAGAGGAGUCUGAACUACACCGUAACCAUCAGCAACCCUUUGAUUGGCAAAUUCUCCACCGCUACAGAGUACCAGACAUUGUACAAAGAAUCGAAGGAUGGUCAGUAUUACCUCCUGGAUGCAGAGGUGUACACUCACGACGUUCCUUAUCACGAUUACUUUUACAUUCAUAAUCGGUACUACAUCAUAAGUACCUCGAAGCGGAAGUGUCGACUAAGGGUCUAUACUGAUGUGAAGUACAAGAAGCAGCCAUGGGGCCUUGUCAAAUCUUUUAUCACUAAAAACUCCUGGAGCGGCAUUGAAGAUAAUUUCAGACAUCUGGAAGCAGAGCUGCUGGAGGAGGAAGCAGAGAUGAACCAAGGAGGGGGAGACUCAGUGAAGAUUAGCGGGCUGCGGAGGAGAAGGCGGGCUUACAGCCGUACGCUGUCGGAGCACAUGAAGCCCAACAAGCAGUAUGGUCAAGACCCUGAACAGCACAGAGACAGCAACAUAGGCCCCACAGAAAUGAAUGGUCCAUAUAAAUGGAACAUCACUACAAUCGUGGCUGGGAUGAGUUUGAUUUUGCUGAUUCUGACGUUGAUGAAUCUGGGCCUGUUUUUCAAGUUGUGGGCCAUGGAGGACAUCGCCCACCGCAUGUACUUGAGCACAAAGCAUCGUCUGAGAGAGAGGAGUGAGGCCAGUGUGAUGCCUGAAUAUGGUCCCAGACAGGGGCCAGGCUAUAGGACCAGAGAGGAGAUGCACCUGCUAAAAACAGUACUGCAGGACUCCAUCAGUCUUUUAGAACAGCUACGCAGUUCUCUGAUGGUCCUACAGCAGAACUUUGCUAUGGCCAAUCGAACGGCAGCGCCGCAGUGACGUUCCCACACAUGGCGACUACAGUGUGCCUCUUCCCUUGUGGGAAAAAAAACAAAACUGCAGUAGUGAACAGCCUCUGAGAAAACCUCUGGUAUCCAGCGACGUUGCCAUGUAAAUGCCCCCAGAUCCCUGACAUGCCAUGUGUUGCCAGGAGUUACACAUCCCAAAGCCUUUAAUGGAACAUCAGGUGCCAGGAUGUUUUUUAAAGCUGGGGACCGACUGCUGGGAGGACAAAGUUACAUCACAGUCAGCUGCACACAGAGCAGUGGGGUUUGAAUUCUGUAGGGUGCUAUUGUCAGCUCACUUGGCUGGCUUCUUUUUCAGUCUUUUCUUCAAUGAUAGUAUCCGAUUUCAGAAAACUCUUUCCACACGUGCCUUCCUAUAUUCUGAUGAGCCUCACGCAUCUGCAGAUGACUACUGUAAAUACAUUUCUGUUUUAUUCUGGGGAAGUGAAUCAAUAUUAUUUAAAACAAUCUUCUCAAUAUUUUUGCACAUUUUAAUUUUUUUGCACAAGUGCCUUAUAGAUUAGGCUGCAUUUUAGAUAUUUUGGGGAUUUUUACUUUUUUGAAAAAUUGUAGAAGCUGUUAGUCAAACUUAAGUUUGUCCCCUUUUUUGUUAUUUGUAAUCAUGAUGAAUCUUUUUUUAUGUAUGUAACUGCAGGAAUCUAUCUAUAAAGGACAGGAACGUCUGUCUGUCUGUCUGUUUGUCUGUUAUUCACAUAUCUCUCGAACCGUUCAUCUGAUUGAUUUCAACAACUACUAUUACUAUUACUACUUUGUAGUAAAAACACACCGCAAAAACAGAUUUCACACGGGCACUGCGCUAGUUACUGUAAUAAUGCACAUUAAAUUGCAAAAUCAGCUGAAUUCUUUGAUUUUUACAGUACUGUAUGCAGAAAAGAAUGCUUAUGAUCCACCCUUUCUCUUCAAACCAUGUUUUUAAGACACAUUUGAUUCAUUUACUUCUAGUUCCGUUCUGGGCUGAUUAAACGGGUACUGUGAAAAUUAAACUGCUCAAACAGGUCACAUACCUGACUUACAGUAUCUGCUGUCAUCACACUUGAUUGUAUUUUUCUUUUUCUUCCUUUUCUGCACUGAGCCAAGUUUAAAAAUGUAUGAUACACUAUUUUUAAUACUUAUUUACUCUGUUAUUUGAUUAAAGGUGUAGGGUCAGUGAGACUAUCUCAGGUUAUUGCAGUACUGUGCACUUACACUGUCGACACUUCAUAUAUGCAAGUUUGUUCUGUGAUUUCCAAAUUGACACGGACACUACACUCAUUUUCCUUGUAAUUUUUAAUCAGUUAUUGGUGACACACCAUAAUGAUUACCUUGAGCCUUGUUUGAUGUUUACAGUGUUGCCUUCACCAAUAUCUGUGUGGAUAAUUUUGUUCAACUGUUUUUUUUUUCACUUAACAAGAUCACAACAACAAACCACCACUUGAUUAUUGCUUACUGAUGACUGCUGUUUUGUACAUUUUAGUUAUAUGGCAAUGCACUGUUUUAAUAAACU